AUGCGACCACACGUAGCAACAUUCGGCUUGCAAAUACACCCUCAGGCGCUCUACCGCAUGGAGUUUGACGGAGCCUCAAAGGGCAACCCGGGGCGUGCAGGGGCAGGAUCCGUCUUGUGGGAUGACCAAGGCAACGAGCUGGUGUGCAUGAGGGAGGGCGUGGGGCACGGCACGUGCAACAUGGCAGAGUAUCGCGCGUUCAUAGGGGGGUUGGAGCUGGCACUGGCUCUUGGGAUCACCCGGCUGCACGUUCAAGGGGACUCCAUGCUCGUGGUCAUGCAGGUGCAGAAGAAGUGGAAGGUGAAUGCGGAGAUGCUGAGGGAGGAGUGCAAGCAAGCACAGGAGCUGGUAUCUCGGUUCAAAGAAAUCUCCAUCCGCCAUGUGCCCAGGGAGUGCAACCAGCUGGCAGAUCUCCUCUCCAACGAAGCCGUACCUUUAAAAGAGAACCAACGGGUGAUCAUCCCCUCUAACUGCACAACCCGGUUUCUCCAUGGCACCAGCACCACCCCCUCCCCCUCGUUACCCUCCCCCAAGCCCAUCCCCAGACGCGGCCGGCCCCCCAAAAUCCGUUCCUCUAAAGCCUCCUGA
Closterium sp. Yama58-4 is the source of this 588-nucleotide messenger RNA. Lineage: Eukaryota; Viridiplantae; Streptophyta; Zygnematophyceae; Desmidiales; Closteriaceae. The record is from the annotation of a GenBank genome assembly.